GGUGUAGAUGGUGUAUAUUGGUAUAUAUUAAAGGUCGAUGGUGUAUAUUGGUUUAUAUUAAUGGUAGAUGGUGUAUAUUGGUAUAUAUUAAUGGUAGAUGGUGUAUAUUGGUGUAUAUUAAAGGUAGAUGGUGUAUAUUGGUAUAUAUUAAUGGUAGAUGGUGUAUAUUGGUGUAUAUUAAAGGUAGAUGGUGUAUAUUGGUUUAUAUUAAAGGUAGAUGGUGUAUAUUGGUUUAUAUUAAUGUUAAAUGGUGUAUAUUCGUGUAUAUUAAUUGUAGAUGGUGUAUAUUGGUAUAUAUUAAAGGUCGAUGGUGUAUAUUGGUUUAUAUUAAAGAUACCAAAACAUCACCGAGUUACAUAG
Molecule: messenger RNA, 360 nt
Organism: Lottia gigantea (owl limpet)
Lineage: Eukaryota; Metazoa; Mollusca; Gastropoda; Lottiidae
Exons: 1
Source: RefSeq, a predicted model, not a curated record